Patella vulgata (common limpet) is the source of this 3318-nucleotide messenger RNA. Its product is annotated as spermidine synthase. The transcript is spliced from 8 exons. Gene Ontology annotation, cellular component: cytosol. The record is from RefSeq and is a predicted model, not a curated record. NCBI's taxonomy places the organism in Eukaryota, Metazoa, Mollusca, Gastropoda, Patellidae. Gene Ontology annotation, biological process: spermidine biosynthetic process. Bases 368 to 1255 code for a protein of 295 amino acids. Gene Ontology annotation, molecular function: spermidine synthase activity.
GUUACUAUUUAUAGUGGCAGUGGCAACGAGCACAUGUUUUCGGGAAACUUGACCGGUUGUCUGAUAAAAUAAGGCCUAUAUUCAUUAAAUUUAGUAUCGACAACCAUCGUAAUUCAUGGUGCGAAGUUUGUCUGCGUUUAAUACCCCUGGUGUUCUUCGCUUUUUGUCUAUUCAUUGUCGAUCAGGUGUCAGUUAGCGCCAUAAAUUCUGAAAUUCAUAUCAAAUUCAUUGAUCGAAAUCAAAUUACUGAAGAGUCCACACUGAUCAUAUCAUCCUCAACCUAUAUCGCAGUUAGUGUAAUACAGUCAACCGUUCAUUAUCAUUGAUUCGGGUAAACUUUGCACGUAAAGCAAGAACAGGGGCAAUCAUGGCUUCAUCGAAGAUUGACGGAAAAUGGUUUCGAGAAAUAGACGAUGGCUGGAAAGGUUACAGCGUUUCAUUGGAAAUAGAGGAAGUUUUGUACCACGAAAAGUCAGAUUUUCAAGAUAUUUUGGUCUUUAAGAGUACAACGUUUGGUAAUGUACUUGUAUUAGAUGGAGUAUAUCAGUGUACAGAGAGGGAUGAGUUUUCUUAUCAAGAGAUGAUUGCACAUCUUCCUCUUAAUAGUCAUCCUAAUCCAACAAAGGUUUUAGUGGUAGGAGGGGGUGAUGGUGGAGUAGUAAGAGAAGUAUUAAAAUAUGCCAGUGUUGAACAAGUUGUGUUAUGUGAAAUAGAUCAGAAAGUGAUAGAUGUAAGUAAGAAAUAUCUACCUGGCAUGGCAUCAUGUUUAUCUGAUCCAAGAGUGUUAGUUCAUGUAGGUGAUGGUGUUAAAUAUAUGGAGGAGAACACACAAUCAUUUGAUGUCAUUAUAACAGAUGCACCUGAUCCAAUUGGUGCCGCUGAAGGAUUGUAUACAAAAGAUUAUUAUGAAGGUUUGAAACGAGCAUUGAAGCCUAAAGGAAUAAUCAGUUGUCAAGGAGAGACACUAUGGUUUGAUUUAAAUUUAAUUAAGAAGAUAUUGACAUAUUGUAAGGGGGUGUUUCCUGUUGUAGCCUAUGCAUCUGGUUAUACACCAACAUAUGCAGGCGGUCACAUGGGCUUUUUCUUAUGUAGUAAUGAUUCGUCUAUUAAUUUGAAAGAACCUGUACGAAAUUAUAAUAGUAAAGAAUUAGACGACAUGAGUAUGAAAUACUACAGUCCUGAUGUACAUAGAGCAUGUUUCAAUGUACUACCUUACUUUGCCAGAAAGGCUCUAAAAGAAGUCUUAGACACGUGAACACCAUGUAUUGUUAUUAGAUCUAUGUUAUUGUUAUAAGAUAUGGUGUUCUAUGCUUAUUGUUAUAAUAUAUGGUUUAAUCCACAUAAUUGUUAUAUAAAAUAUGGUAAUAUUAUUAUGUUCAGUGGUUAAGUUAAAUGUCUGUGUUAUAAUAUAAGAUAUGGUCAUUUGUUCUAUGGUUUAGAUUAAAUCCAUGAUUAUGCUAAAAUAUAAGAUAUGCUAAAUUAAUGUGUUCUGUUAUAUAAUGAGUGUUCUACACAGUUCAUGUGUUAAUUAAUGUGAUGUAAUAAUAUAUAUUAUAUAUAAUAAUGAUAAUUUUAUUAAACCUAUCCACCUCACUUAUAUACAGCUUUACUUUUUACACAUAUAUACUAGAGAUCUUUUGCUUUAGGGGGGGUAGAUGGCUGAAUGGUUAGCGUGCGCGCGCUGUAUCAUAAUGUCUGUCAUUGAGUCAACUGGCGUGGUUUCGAAUCCCUGGUUGUACGUGACAAGGAGUAUGGUCGCCUGUCCAACCUCGUGGGUUUUCUCCGGGUCCUCCGGUUUCCUCCCACUGCUAAAGACCCCUAUGCGCAAGCGAAUUAUUGAAUGAAAUUAAACCAUAUGUUAGUCCCGAAAUGACCUAGUUUGUGUCGAGUGGACGUUAAACCCCAUCUCUCUCUCUCUCUCUCUCUCUUUUGCUUUAGCUUUCUCCACACUAUCAAAUAAGGUAUUUUCCCCAAGUCUUUAAAUUUCAACUCAGGUGUGUGUAUGUAAUGUGUUUAUUUAACUUUUAAUCAUUUGGAUGAUAUAAUUAAUUAUAAUACCAUGUUGUGCUAUCCUCAAAAUGAAAUAGUGUAUCUUCACAGUGACCCCUAAUACAUAAGUUUGCUAGAUUGCAGUAUCCAGUUUGGCUAAUACAAUACCUGAAUUUUGUGAAGAUGAUAAUGUGGCAUAAUCAACAGCAUUAUAUUGGAAUCAAGUUAUGUUUAAUACAGGUUUUAAAACUUAAAUUACAUUACAUGAAAUUAAUGUACUGUUUAUUGUUGACGGAUUGUUUUUAAUCAGCUUGCGAUGGGUGAUCUCUUCCUUCAAUUAUAGUAUUACGUCUUAACUGUGAUCCCCAAUGUUGACUGUUACUGUUGAAUUUUGUGUAAGAUAAUAACAUUCCUUUAAUCAAGCUACUUUAAAUAAAUAAUGUUGAUACUUCAUUUUAAGAAAUCCUCCCAAGUAUUUUUUUAUGUCGUUUUAUAACUACAUGCAUGCAAAUUAGUAACGUUUUUGUUAAAAAUAAAACUGUUCUGUUAUUAGUUUUCAUUCCAACACCUUUCUUAGUGUAUUCAGCUGCAGCCAGAUAUACACAGACUACGAAGCAUAUGAAGCAUAUGCGCAUGGCUUUGUUUAUAAACUGUAAACGACAGUCACAUCAGGCAUGUUAAUUUGUCAAUUUAAUGUGAUGUUGUUCUAUCUGGUCAUCAUUCUGGAAACAGUUUUAAUUGUAGAUAAUGAAUACAAUUUAAAGAAUCUGCAACAGUAAUGGUGUAAGAAAAUGGCCAACAUUUGCCAUGUGACUGCUGUUCUCUUGUUUUGAAGUUCUGGCGAAUAUAAUUAUGUGCAUUUCAUUGUACAUUGCCUUUAAUCGUUAACUUUUUUUUUGUAUAAGAUUUAAUAGAUUACAUUAUUGCCAAGAAAAUCCUGUUAAUCCAAAAACACACCUGUUUGCUUUAAUGUUAUGAUAUAUAUAUCUUUCAUAUUUUCUUAUAACUCAUAAUAUUAAACUCAAAUUAAUAAACUUUAAAAUACAGAUGUGAUGUCAUCCUUUGAUGUUGUUGUUCCAUUGUUUCAAAUAAUGGUACGGGCAAUGUGCCAAGCGUACAUAAUUUAUACUAGUCGCAAUAUUGGACCUGCGUGACGUAUUUCAUUGAAAUGCACGUGGUGGGUAGUGUCUGUAUUUUAAGUUGUUUAAUGGUCUUGUGCAAGACAUGCCAUCAAUGAUACGAGUAUUUUCCUGUAUAUGACGACCAGAAAUAAAGGCAUUUUGAUUUUGAUAUAUUAAGUACUGAAGAAAGGGCUUUAAUCUUAAUGAU